AUGGUACCUAUUAUUUGCGUUCCAGACUCGACGACCGUAGCCCCGGGGACAAUUGUAGUUGAUCCGGAGAUAAUAGCUGUUGAGCUGGGCAACGUGACCGUUGAACCGGAUAUAGAAUUGGAAUUCGAGCCGGAUUCUGUGUACGUGGUGGCCGGGACAACCACAGUAGAACCAGAGAUGAUCAACGUUGAGCUCGGUAAGGUGACUGUUGACUUAGAUUGUGAGGCUGUAUCUGGGGAGCCAGAUUCAGUGUAUGUAGUGCCGGGGAUGAUAACUGUCGAACCGGAUAUUAUUUCUGUGGAACUGGGGCUUGUCACUAUUGAGCCAGAGGAUGAAGUGACUGAUUCAGUUAUUGUUGAACCUGGUACUAUCACUGUCGAGCCGGAUAUUAUUUCUGUGGAACUGGGGUUUGUCACUAUUGAGCCGGAGGGUGAAGUGGCUGAUUCAAUUAUUGUUGAACCGGGUACUAUCACUGUCGAACCGGAGACGAUCAAUGUUGAACUAGGGACUGUUAAGGUUGAGCCAGAUUCCGAGGUCGUUCCUUGGGUGGCGGAUAGUGUCUCUGUUGAACCUGACACUACCACCGUUGAGGCUGAUACAGUGACCGUACUUUGUCCAGCUGAUUGUGUUGUCUGUGCCGAGCUCGUUUGCUCGCUCUGA
Molecule: messenger RNA, 660 nt
Organism: Penicillium pulvis
Lineage: Eukaryota; Fungi; Ascomycota; Eurotiomycetes; Eurotiales; Aspergillaceae
Exons: 1
Coding region: 1-660 (219 amino acids)
Source: RefSeq, a predicted model, not a curated record